This is a messenger RNA of Oryzias melastigma (Indian medaka), 2706 nucleotides long. It is a transcript of the gene sptssb, whose product is annotated as serine palmitoyltransferase, small subunit B. The coding region runs from base 585 to 827 and encodes 80 amino acids. Gene Ontology annotation, cellular component: serine palmitoyltransferase complex. Gene Ontology annotation, molecular function: serine C-palmitoyltransferase activity. Gene Ontology annotation, biological process: endoplasmic reticulum organization; ceramide biosynthetic process. NCBI's taxonomy places the organism in Eukaryota, Metazoa, Chordata, Actinopteri, Beloniformes, Adrianichthyidae. The transcript has 2 exons. The record is from RefSeq and is a predicted model, not a curated record.
GGGACUCUAACACCUUUUUUAACAAGUUGUCUGCUUACUUUUUCUGUGAUUAAUUCUUUUUUCCUAUGUUUUUAUUGCAUCUCUCAGAUUUUUGUGAAUUCUGGGUAAUGUAUUUCUCCCAUGUGGACCCCCGUCCGCCCCCCCUGAGAGAAUAUUCUGGACGCGCCUCUGCAGAGAGGGAACCCGUCCGGAGCUGCGCGCUCUCCAUCCCGCAGCGAACAGUGACGUCAGAGGGUCCUGCGGCGCUGCUGCGUCACGCAUGGGAUGCGGCAAAAGCGAAAAGUUUCAAGAAGCUGCGCACCUAUAGCGCCGAACGGCGCGUGGACACGUCCCGCUGAAGGUGUUUCCUCGCGGCCUUUGCGUCACACAUCAGCGGCGCGGCAGGUGAGCGUAAAGCCGGCGGGUGGGUGUGGUGCCAUUCCCACAGUCCUGCAAGCGAGUGCGCUGUAUAUAUAUCAGGGGCAAACUGGUGAGGCGACUUUCCGUUUACACCAAGCAGCGGAGCGGCAGAGGGACGCGGGCUGCGGCUCCUCCUGACACACUCUCCCCUUAGAGACAUUAGGGAUCCACGUCGGCUGCAGAGGAUGAACUUCAAAAACUUCAGGGAAUACCUCUCUUGGCUCUACUUCCAGUACCUGCUCAUAACUGGAAUCUACGUCCUGGAGCCGUGGGAGAAGUCCAUCUUCAACUCCGUCCUUUUCUCAGCCAUCGCCAUGGUGGUCUACACCUCGUACGUCUUCAUACCCAUCCACAUGCGUCUGGCGCUGGAGUUUUUCCACGAGAUCUUCGGUGGCCAGCCUGAGAGCACCAUGACGCUAAUGAACUAGUGGGGGGAAAAAAAGAGACAAAGAAUGACAUGAGCCAUAAAUCAUUUCUCAAACUCUCCAGCUUCCACUCUACAACUGCUCACAUGAUCUCAUCGAGACUAAAAGCAUGAGGAACCUUCUGGAAUCACCUAGAAAAACAAGCCUUACCGUCUUCUUUUCUACCCACCAGGCCUUAUCCCAUGGUAUUAACACACAUUUGUACCUUAUUUUCACACUGAAUGUCACAUUUCUUGUGAAAAAACUUUAUAUUUUUUACUUUCUUUGGCACAUGUCCUGUGUGAGUGCAUACCGACUGCAGGUUUUGCAUGAGAGGGUCAUACACGUGUCGUCUUUUGGCAUGUCUUCCUCCACAAGCAUUAGAGGAACAUUCCAGCAUCUGGAUGGAGACGAUGUGUGAGUGCAUGGAGCAGAGCAUGAUUUCUGGUUAAAAAGGCAUCAUUAGAAAUGAGUUAAAUUUCCCAGAAUGUGUGUGGAGGUUUAAGAGAAUUCUUCUUGGUUUUUUUUACAAGAAUCACUGCUUUUGUCCUUUUUUUAAGUUGUCUUUUUGCACUGUUGUGCUAUAGCUGACGGAGGACAGCGUGGGUGAUGUUGAGUGCCUGAUUUUAACAGAGAGCCCAAGCUAUGCAAAUGAAUCUUAAAAUCCAACAACUUGUUGGUUUGUUGCACAUUUUUGUUCCAAACUCAUACAUACUUUUUUAUGGAUUAGACCAGGAGUCUGCAACCUUAGGCUCCAGAGUGUUCGGCUUUGAAGAAAAAUGCUAAAGAUUUGGAUUAAUAAUAGAUUUGUUAGUUAAGUUUAGUUUAGUUUUUUUUUUUAGUUUAGUUUAGUUUUUGUUAGUUUUUAUUUAUUCUUUGAUUUUUAAAUGGAAUUAGUCUUACAAUAGUUGUCUUUUUUGUAUUUAUUGCUGACAUUACACUAAAUCAAGAGGCUUUACAAUUCCUCCAACAUGCACACAUGUCAGAUAAUGAAGCAAAAUGAUGGUAAAAUUGUUGAUUUAUUGUCAAAGUGGUUAUAUUCUUAAAUUGUGCCAAAGUUCCUAAAGUACAAUUGUAAAUCUACAGCAGCAGGAUGUUAUUUGGAUGCAUUUUAUUUUGAAAAAGACUUUCAUUUACUGCUGUCAAAAAGUAUAUAACACUGUUUAAUUAAAAUAUUGAAAAUCUUUAAAAGCUACAUUUAACAAAUUGAUGAUUUAAUGGCCACAAAAAUAGAAAUAAUUUUUUUUUAUUUCGAAUUUUUGGUUUUUAUUGAUACAAAUUUGGCCCAAACAUCUCUUUAAGGUUGCAGACCCCUCGGUUGGAAUGAAUAAUCGCACAAACGUGUGCCGAGCCCUUUCUUUUCACUGCUUUUUUAUUUUUUUUUUACCACCCGAUAUGUCAGAGUUGAAAAAUCUGCAUGAGCAAAUAUUGAUACAGCAAACUUUUAUGGUACAGGCUCAGCUUUAUUGACGAGGUAACUUCACUCAACUAUUGUUUGUUGUAUGAUGGUAAAUGUCAAGCCUGCGUCGCUCCAAAUGAAAAGCAAAAGAUAGUGUCUUCCACGACUGCAUUUGAUGUAAAAAAAUAUGUUUUUUUAUGCUUCACUUUCUGUUUAAUUGUUAGUGCGUUGGAUCAAGGGCUCACUGAUACGAGUAAACUGUAUAUUUGUGCACACUGAGUGGUCACAUUACCAAAAAAUUUUAUUAUUUAAUGUAUGUGAUCUCUUAAUGCCAUAAAAUAAUUUGUUCAAUAUUUAUAUUGUCUUUUUCUUAGCAGCAGAUGUCACCAGCAACAAAAACGAAGAGAUGUUUUUUUUUUUCUGUGUUCAUCAAAUGAAUGCUUUGUUCAUUCACAAUAGUGUCACAUUGCAGCAAUAAUCACAGAAUAAAGGCACCUGAUGAUA